Molecule: messenger RNA, 2231 nt
Organism: Jaculus jaculus (lesser Egyptian jerboa)
Lineage: Eukaryota; Metazoa; Chordata; Mammalia; Rodentia; Dipodidae
Gene: Chek2
Product: checkpoint kinase 2
Exons: 16
Coding region: 133-1800 (555 amino acids)
Biological process (GO): mitotic DNA damage checkpoint signaling; protein phosphorylation
Cellular component (GO): cytoplasm; nucleus
Molecular function (GO): protein binding; ATP binding; protein serine/threonine kinase activity
Source: RefSeq, a predicted model, not a curated record
AGCGCCACUGUGCUGGCUGCGGCUGCAGCUGCGGAGAGCUUGCGACUCUCGGGUGGGCUCGCGGGUCCCCAAUGCUCACAAAACAGGCCAUUGCUGAGGCCCUUGGUUUCCCACCAGAAAUAGAAGGUUGCCAUGUCUCGGGAGACGGAUGCGGAGAGCCCGCAGUCCCAGGGAAGCACCUCAUCACAGGCCCACGGCACUGGUGGCUCACAGUCCCAGGGAGGCUUCACCCAGCCGCAGGGUCCUCUCUCUCAGCUGCAUGGCUUCUCCUCCCAGUCCCAGUCCCAAAGCACGUCCAGCUCUUCCACCGGCACGGCGCCCACCUCCAGCCAGUCCUCUCACUCCAGCUCUGGCACUCUGAGCUCCUUAGAGACAGUGUCUACUCAAGAACUCUGUUCUAUCCCAGAAGACCAAGAACCGGAGGAGCCUGUCCCUGCCCCCUGGGCUCGAUUAUGGGCCCUUCAGGAUGGAUUCUCCAAUCUUGACUGUGUUAAUGACAGCUACUGGUUUGGGAGGGAUAAAAGCUGUGAAUAUUGCUUUGAUGAACCGCUGCUGAAAAGAACGGAUAAAUACAGGACAUACAGCAAGAAACACUUUCGGAUUUUCAGGGAAAUGGGUCCUAAAAAUUCUUACAUUGCAUACAUAGAAGAUCACAGUGGAAAUGGAACUUUUGUCAAUACGGAACUUGUAGGAAAAGGAAAAUGCCGUCCUUUGAGUAACAAUUCUGAAAUUGCACUUUCACUCUGUAGGAAUAAAGUUUUUGUAUUUUUUGAUCUGACUGUAGAUGAUCAAUCAGUGUAUCCCAAGGAACUAAGGGAUGAAUACAUCAUGUCAAAAACGCUUGGAAGUGGAGCUUGUGGGGAGGUGAAACUGGCUUUUGAGAGAAAAACAUGCAAGAAAGUCGCCAUCAAGAUCAUCAGCAAGAGGAAAUUUGCCAUUGGCUCCUCAAGAGAGGCGGAUGCAGCCCGAAAUGUUGAAACUGAAAUAGAAAUUUUGAAGAAACUUAAUCAUCCGUGCAUCAUCAAGAUUAAAGCCUUUUUCGAUGCUGAAGAUUAUUACAUCGUCUUGGAGUUGAUGGAAGGAGGAGAGCUCUUUGACCGGGUGGUGGGGAACAGACGUCUGAAGGAAAUGACCUGCAAGCUCUACUUUUACCAGAUGCUCUUAGCUGUACAAUACCUUCAUGAGAAUGGCAUCAUCCAUAGGGACUUGAAGCCAGAGAAUGUUCUCCUGUCGUCUCAAGAAGAGGACUGCCUCAUCAAGAUUACUGAUUUUGGGCAGUCCAAGAUUUUGGGGGAGACUUCUCUCAUGAAAACUUUGUGUGGUACCCCCACUUACCUGGCUCCUGAAGUCCUUCUGUCUGUUGGAACUGCCGGGUACAAUCGUGCCGUUGACUGCUGGAGUUUAGGAGUUAUUCUUUUUAUCUGCCUUAGUGGGUACCCACCUUUCUCUGAGCAUAAGAUUCAGGUGUCACUGAAGGAUCAGAUCACCAGUGGGAAAUACAACUUCAUUCCUGAAGUCUGGGCAGAUGUCUCCGAGAAGGCCCUGGACCUUGUCAAGAAACUGCUGGUCGUGGAUCCGAAGGCACGGUUCACCACAGAGGAAGCCUUACGCCACCCGUGGCUUCAGGAUGAAGACAUGAAGAGAAAGUUUCAGGAUCUACUGGCUCAGGAAAAGAAAUCGAUGGAUCUGCCCCCAGUCCCAGCCCAGUCUCACAGCAGUCGGAAGCGGCCCCUGGAAGGGGGGGACACCGAGGACACCCAGACCCCAAAGCGCCCGGCCGCGUGUGCUGCUGCCCUCUGAACGCUGCUGCCUGGACCUGGGAGGAAUCCAUGUGCUAUCUUUUUAAAAUAGUUUUGUUUUAAUUAUGGGGCUGAUUGCUCUUCCACAAUCACUGAUGUAUGAUUCAAAACCUCAUGGAGAUUGGGCUUUUGUGCUAUGCUCGGUCACUAUUGCUGUAACUGAGUACUUUUUUUUUUUCUUAUUAAAAAACGUGUCAGAAGCUGUUGUGUGCCUUGCAUGUGGCGCUCUUGCCAUUACUGGUCUGGUUCUCAGGAUGUCACCCCGGUUUUAGCCUGUAUGAGCGAGAUGCAAAUUCUAAAGUCCUCUUAAAAAAGUCACAGGAACCCAGCACUAGGUAGGCUGAGGUAGGAGAAUAGCCAGAAGUUUGAGGCCAGCCUGGGGCUACAGAGUGAGUUCCAGGUCAGCCUGAGUGUUGCAGUCAGGUGUCUCUU